Molecule: messenger RNA, 2191 nt
Organism: Glycine soja
Lineage: Eukaryota; Viridiplantae; Streptophyta; Magnoliopsida; Fabales; Fabaceae
Product: phosphatidylinositol/phosphatidylcholine transfer protein SFH12-like
Exons: 14
Coding region: 315-1982 (555 amino acids)
Source: RefSeq, a predicted model, not a curated record
UUUUGCAAAAACCCACUAAUUGAUACUCGUACACCUCUUUCGAGUUUCAAUUCUCUCUCUCUCUCCCUCUCGGUGUUCAGUUCCGUUUCUUAUUUUUUUUACCUCGUGUGUUUGCAUGCAUGCCAUGCACGUUGGUGUUGUUAUUGAUUUCAUUAUUUUGUGCUUAAUGGAAUAUUGUUAACUGAUUGGUGGGGUCAAUUAUUUUCUUGCAUGCAUGCAGGGCAUUUGGAGUGCUAUGUUUUUUUUCUGCUUUCGUAUGACGAGUGUAUAAUUCUCCUGAAUACCCAGCAGAAGCUAUCAACAAAAGCCACACCAUGUCUGGACCCCUGUCUCCAAAGACAUCUCUUGAAAAGAGUGACCGUGUUGGUUCGUUGAAGAAAAUGCUAAGGAAUUCUCUGACAAGGAGUAGGAGGCGAAGCAGCAGCAAGGUCAUGUCGGUUGAAAUCGAGGAUAUCCGCGAUGCUGAAGAGUCCAAAGCUGUUGAUGAGUUCCGUCAAGCUCUUGUCUUGGACGAGCUACUCCCUGAGAAGCACGAUGAUUAUCACAUGUUGCUCAGAUUCUUGAAGGCCAGGAAAUUUGAACUUGAGAAAUCUAAGCAAAUGUGGUCUGACAUGCUUCAAUGGAGGAAGGAAUUUGGUGCUGACACCAUCAGUGAGGAUUUUGAAUUCAAGGAACUCGAAGAAGUCCUGCAAUACUAUCCUCAUGGACAUCAUGGAGUUGAUAAAGAUGGACGACCAGUUUACAUUGAGAGAAUUGGUCAAGUAGAUGCCACAAAGUUGAUGCAAGUCACAACCAUGGAUCGCUACAUCAAAUACCAUGUCAAGGAGUUCGAGAGGACAUUCGAUGUGAAAUUUGCGGCUUGCUCCAUUUCUGCAAAGAAACACAUCGAUCAAAGUACAACCAUCCUUGAUGUGCAAGGAGUGGGCCUCAAGAGCUUCAACAAGCAUGCCAGGGAGCUUAUCACCCGUCUUCAAAAGAUUGACGGUGACAACUACCCUGAGACCUUGAACCGCAUGUUCAUCAUCAAUGCAGGUUCUGGAUUCAGAAUGUUGUGGAAUACCGUUAAGUCAUUCCUUGACCCAAAGACCACAUCAAAAAUCCAUGUUCUUGGCAACAAGUAUCAAAGCAAAUUGCUUGAAAUAAUUGAUGAGAGUGAGUUGCCAGAGUUUUUGGGAGGCACUUGCACCUGUGCUGAUCAAGGAGGUUGCAUGCACUCUGAUAAGGGCCCUUGGAAGGAUGCAGAUAUAAUGAAGAUGGUUCAAAAUGGUGACCACAAAUGUUCAAGGAAAUGUGAGGUUCCUGUCAUGGAAGAGAAGACAGCUUCUGAGGAACACGAGACUUCCAAGUUGGAGGCUAAUCUCACCGCACAAUUGUCUUCUGUCUUUGCUGGGGUCCCUGCUUCUAAGGCUUACAACUACGAGGACUUUGUCCCCGAGGCUGAUAAAACUGCUUGGAAUAAAAAGAUGGAUGAAAAUGAGAAAUUUGCAUUAUCCAAAGUUGGAGCAGUGGACGCAUACGCCAUGGUUGAUUCGUUCAACAUUCACGAGAAAAUGAACUCUCAAAUCUUCACUGGCGUGAUGGCCUUUGUGAUGGGCAUAGUGACAAUGGUGAGGAUGACUAAGAACAUGCCAAAGAAGCUCACAGACGCCAACUUCUACUCCAACUUUGGUGGCGAAUACAAAGGACAGGCUACAAAUUCAGAGGAAAUGACUACUAUGCCUAACAUCUCUGCUAAAGAGUUCAUGACUGUGAUGAAACGCAUGGCUGAGUUGGAAGACAAAAUGGUCAAAAUGAACAACCAGACCAUCUGCAUGCCGCCUGAGAAGGAGGAAAUGCUCAAUGCUGCUAUCACCAGAGCAGAUGCUUUGGAGCAAGAACUCUUGGCAACCAAGAAGGCUUUGGAGGAUUCACUUUCCAAGCAAGAGGAACUUUCUGCUUACAUUGAGAAAAAGAAGAAGAAGAAGAAGUUGUUCGCUUGGUAAGUUCUCAAUUUAUGUGGGGGUUUAAUUCUUCAUUCGGCUUUCCGAAGACUUUCUAAAAUGCAUCUAUAUUACACAUUAAAUGUUCACAAUGUGAAUAUAUCUAUAUAUACAGCACAAAUGUCAUCUUAUAGUACCUAGGAUUGGACUUGCUCUCCAUGUAUAUAAAAAAUGAUGCACAAUGUAUGCAAAAGCCAAUCCUAUUUUGGACG